Diospyros lotus (date-plum) is the source of this 606-nucleotide messenger RNA. Its product is annotated as EG45-like domain containing protein. The transcript is spliced from 3 exons. The coding region runs from base 57 to 422 and encodes 121 amino acids. Gene Ontology annotation, biological process: systemic acquired resistance. Gene Ontology annotation, cellular component: cell wall; apoplast. Lineage: Eukaryota; Viridiplantae; Streptophyta; Magnoliopsida; Ericales; Ebenaceae. The record is from RefSeq and is a predicted model, not a curated record.
AUUUAUACAAACAAGUAUUGUUUCAUUGCCUCGUACAAGCAAUUAGCAAGUCACUGAUGAAGAUGUCGACCCAAAUCCGUGCGCUCUUGCUGCUACUAUCGGCUUCAUGCCUCGCCUCAGUUACGCUUGCCGCCACUGGAACUGCUACUUUCUACUACGCCGUUGGAAUCGGAGCAUGUGGCACCAACCUUAACGGCGGCAACGUGGCGGCGGCCUGCGGCGGGCUUUGGGAGAAUGGAGCGGCAUGUAAUAAAAAGUACAGCGUUACGUGCACUGGAGGACCUUGCAAGAGCGGCAGCGUCACCGUCACCAUCUUGGAUCGCUGCUCGUCGUCUGACACCUUGGAUCUCUCUUCUGAUGCCUUCGCGGUCAUCGCCGACCCGGCAGCCGGAAGAAUCAAUAUUGAGUACAAUCAGGUUUGAAGCUCUUGAAGAAUAUAUAACGAAAGCUAGCUAGCUGCCAUGAAUAAACUCUCCUUUUUGCUAGUAAGUGAUGAGGAGGAGAUAAGAGAGAUGGGCCUGUGGUGUCAAAAUUGAGAGUUCUCAAUAAAUUAUCAUGAAUGGUGUCUCUUGUACCAGAAAAAUAAUGAAAAUCAUAUUUUAUAUA